Galeopterus variegatus (Sunda flying lemur) is the source of this 3110-nucleotide messenger RNA. It is a transcript of the gene TRIM32, whose product is annotated as tripartite motif containing 32. The record is from RefSeq and is a predicted model, not a curated record. The transcript has 3 exons. Lineage: Eukaryota; Metazoa; Chordata; Mammalia; Dermoptera; Cynocephalidae. The coding region runs from base 102 to 2063 and encodes 653 amino acids. Gene Ontology annotation, molecular function: protein binding; zinc ion binding.
UUGGAGCUGCGGGCGGUCAGCAGGAAUUUGACCAUCUGGGGCAUGAAUACUAAGCUAUUCAGUUCUGGACUGUGCUAGCAGGACCCUUCAAAGGAAGAGCAAUGGCCACAGCAGCAGCUUCUCACCUGAACCUGGAUGCCCUCCGGGAAGUUCUGGAAUGCCCCAUCUGCAUGGAGUCCUUCACAGAAGAGCAACUGCGGCCCAAGCUCCUGCACUGUGGCCAUACUAUCUGCCGCCAGUGCCUGGAGAAGCUACUGGCCAGUAGUAUCAAUGGUGUCCGCUGUCCCUUUUGCAGCAAGAUUACCCGUAUAAACAGCCUGACCCAGCUGACAGACAACCUGACGGUGCUGAAGAUCAUUGAUACAGCUGGGCUCAGUGAGGCUGUGGGGCUGCUCAUGUGCCGGUCCUGUGGUCGGCGGCUUCCCCGGCAAUUCUGCCGGAGCUGUGGUUUGGUGUUGUGUGAGCCCUGCCGGGAGGCAGACCACCAGCCUCCAGGCCACUGUACACUCCCUGUCAAAGAGGCAGCUGAGGAGCGGCGUCGGGACUUUGGAGAGAAGCUGACCCGUCUGCGGGAGCUUAUGGGAGAGCUGCAGCAGCGAAAGGUAGCCUUGGAAGGUGUCUCUAAAGACCUUCAGGCCAGGUAUAAAGCAGUUCUCCAGGAGUACGGGCAUGAGGAGCGCAGGGUCCAGGACGAGCUGGCUCGCUCGCGGAAGUUCUUCACGGGCUCUUUGGCUGAAGUUGAAAAGUCCAAUAGUCAAGUGGUAGAGGAGCAGAGUUAUCUGCUUAACAUUGCAGAGGUGCAGGCUGUGUCUCGCUGUGACUACUUCCUUGCCAAGAUCAAGCAGGCCGAUGUAGCACUACUGGAGGAGACAGCUGAUGAGGAGGAGCCAGAGCUCACUGCCAGCUUGCCCCGGGAGCUCACCCUGCAAGAUGUAGAGCUCCUGAAGGUAGGCCAUGUUGGCCCCCUCCAAAUUGGGCAGGCUGUUAAGAAGCCCCGGACAGUUAACAUGGAAGAUUCCUGGGCCAUGGAGGAUGCAGCCUCUGCUGCCUCUACCUCUGUUACAUUUAGAGAGAUGGACAUGAGCCCCGAGGAAGUGGUUGCCAGCCCUAGGGCUUCUCCUGCCAAACAGCGGGGUCCUGAGGCAGCCACCAAUAUCCAGCAGUGCCUCUUCCUCAAGAAGAUGGGGGCCAAAGGCAGCACGCCAGGCAUGUUCAAUCUUCCAGUCAGCCUCUACGUGACCAGUCAAGGCGAGGUGCUGGUUGCUGACCGUGGCAACUACCGUAUACAAGUCUUUACCCGCAAAGGUUUCUUGAAGGAAAUCCGCCGUAGCCCCAGCGGCAUUGAUAGCUUUGUACUAAGCUUUCUUGGGGCUGAUUUGCCCAAUCUCACUCCUCUCUCAGUGGCCAUGAACUGCCAGGGGCUGAUUGGUGUGACUGAUAGCUAUGACAACUCCCUCAAAGUAUAUACCUUGGAUGGCCACUGCGUGGCCUGUCACAGGAGCCAGCUAAGCAAACCAUGGGGCAUCACAGCCCUGCCAUCUGGCCAGUUUGUGGUAACUGAUGUGGAAGGGGGGAAGCUUUGGUGUUUCACUGUUGACCGAGGAGCAGGGGUGGUUAAAUACAGUUGCCUCUGCAGUGCUGUGCGUCCCAAAUUUGUCACCUGUGAUGCUGAGGGCACCGUCUACUUUACCCAGGGCUUGGGCCUCAAUCUGGAGAAUCGGCAAAAUGAGCACCAUCUGGAGGGCGGUUUCUCCAUUGGCUCUGUGGGCCCCGAUGGGCAGCUGGGUCGCCAGAUUAGCCAUUUCUUCUCAGAGAAUGAGGAUUUCCGUUGCAUUGCUGGCAUGUGUGUGGAUGCUCGUGGUGAUCUCAUUGUGGCUGAUAGUAGCCGCAAGGAAAUUCUCCAUUUUCCUAAGGGUGGGGGCUAUAGUGUCCUUAUUCGAGAAGGGCUUACCUGUCCAGUUGGCAUUGCCCUCACUCCUAAGGGGCAGCUGCUGGUCUUGGACUGUUGGGAUCAUUGCAUCAAGAUUUACAGCUACCAUCUGAGAAGAUACUCCACUCCUUAAGGGAUGAGACCAGUUUCUUCUGCUCCCCAGCCAACUUCCCUUCCCUUAGCCAUUGGUUAUUGGUGGUACUAUAGAGUAGACUUGGCCUACAUCCUGAUUCCAGCUGGGUAGUCCUAGAAUUUUAGAAGCUCUGUCUUUUGGUGUUUUUUAUUUGUUAUUCUGCCUUUCACCUGCCUAAAUUUAGAGCUUUUACAGAUGCAUUGCCCCAAAUAGGACACACGACAGUGUUAGCUGAAGUUUGAUUAGAAAUUAGGCACAUCCAAGGCUUUAGUAGAGAGCCACUAUAGCCUAUUGCUCCUGUGUUUGAAAUUUGCCCUUGUAUUGAAUCCUUGUUGAUUUUCUCCCUUUUGGCUUUGAUGUCCCUAGUCCAUUGUUUCCUUCCUAUUAUAGUGUGCUUCAUCUGUGACACUUUCUCUUCAACUCUGGUUGCAUUCACUGCACAUGCUCCAGUGGGAUCGCCUCCUUUCAGUGACAUUUCAGACAUCAUAUCCCUGUAGCAUAACAUCUCAGGUCUGAUCACCUUUACCAGUAUGAAGGCUCAUUCAUUUAGUCCCACCAAAGGAGAUACCCGGUCCCUUUGGGAAGCAGUACCUCUCAGCUGGGAAUUUGUGCCAUCUUGGAGUGGUUUCUCAUUGCAGAUGUUACAGAGAAUUGGAUUGACCCUAGUUAAUCAGUGUUGAAGAUGUCAGCCAGGAAAUUGCUUGCCUUUUAAAGGAGCAUAUGGAUUGGAAUUAUGCCAAAGCACAGGAAGAUGGGUCUAAGAGAACAAAUGCUAAUAUAGUCAGCAAACUUGGAUAGUCUCUCGGCUCAUUUUUCAUACUACUUCUCUCCACUGAUCUGUGCUAAGAGUUGUGUGAGGAAUUGUACAACAAAGGCCAGAGUGAACAAAGUGACAAGGUGGACACAUCUCAUUUCAUCACAAAAAAACAACAAGACUGUUGGGUUGUUAUUCUGCAUUUUCUUAAAGUGAGUGCAUACUAUUUGGUUUCAGGAUUGAUUUCUGUUUUUCUCUCAAGCAUUAAAUAAUUGAUAACUGUUUCUUCAUCA